AUGCCCCCCAAAAAGAACGCCGCGGCGCAGCAACAAACCGGCCCACCCAAACUCCCCCAAACCACAACUCCCAGCACACCCUCCUCCUCCUCCACAUCAACACCUCAACCCAUCCGCAAAGCCGCCGCAUCCGCAAAAGCCACCUCAAACGAUGCACAAGACAUCUUCGCCAGCGUCUGGAACAAAUACGUCUCCCAAACACCUCAACGCACAAAACUUUUGGACACGUUCAUGGGAUUCUUGGUUGUGGUUGGGGUGCUACAGUUUGUGUACUGUGUGAUUGCUGGCAACUACCCUUUCAACGCCUUCCUCUCAGGUUUCUCCGCGACGGUCGGACAAUUUGUACUCACGGCGAGUUUGAGAAUCCAGACGAACCCGGAAAACAAGGCGGAUUUCAAGGAGAUUUCACACGAGAGGGCAUUCGCGGACUUCAUCUUUGGAAGUUUGAUCUUGCACUUCUUCUGCAUCAACUUCAUCAACUAG
Ramularia collo-cygni is the source of this 483-nucleotide messenger RNA. RefSeq names its product related to apoptotic cell death regulator DAD1. Gene Ontology annotation, cellular component: oligosaccharyltransferase complex; membrane. The record is from RefSeq and is a predicted model, not a curated record. The coding region runs from base 1 to 483 and encodes 160 amino acids. Gene Ontology annotation, biological process: protein N-linked glycosylation. NCBI's taxonomy places the organism in Eukaryota, Fungi, Ascomycota, Dothideomycetes, Mycosphaerellales, Mycosphaerellaceae. The transcript has 3 exons.